This is a messenger RNA of Fulvia fulva, 549 nucleotides long. RefSeq lists its product as uncharacterized. NCBI's taxonomy places the organism in Eukaryota, Fungi, Ascomycota, Dothideomycetes, Mycosphaerellales, Mycosphaerellaceae. The coding region runs from base 1 to 549 and encodes 182 amino acids. The record is from RefSeq and is a predicted model, not a curated record. The transcript has 4 exons.
AUGUCAAAUGAGACCAUCGACAUGACUGGCGAGGACGAGCGCAACGCCAAGCGACGGCGCUUCUCGAGUAACAUCAUCACCCUCAACGAGGGAAAAACGGGCUUCAUUGAGCUUUCUGAGGAUACCGCCGAGAUUGUGGCCACAUACUUGGACUGGCUCUAUGGCGCUCCCGUGGCUCAACUCGAACCUGUGACCGGAGCGUUUGAUAACCAGCUGGCCAAACUUCACAUCCAUCUCGCGAAGCUAUACGUCUUCGGCGAGAAGGUACAAGACGAUGCCUUUUGCGAUGCUGUACUAGCGACACUGGCGGCACAGAUGGACCGACUAAGUCCAACUGAGGGACGGGUCAUGCCUGCUUCGGAGGCGAGGAAGGAUACUUGGGCGAACGAGAACCACAGGGACCGGCCAGUCGAAUUCUAUCAGGACCUGUUUGAUGUGCUGUGGCAGAAGCGGCAGAUAGAGCCAAGAAAAUCGUUCUACGAUCGUAAGAAGAAGUGGAUGAAGAAGAACAUCGGGGCAGAGAGCGCCACGAUGAGCGAUGACAAGUGA